Cutaneotrichosporon oleaginosum is the source of this 2370-nucleotide messenger RNA. The record is from RefSeq and is a predicted model, not a curated record. NCBI's taxonomy places the organism in Eukaryota, Fungi, Basidiomycota, Tremellomycetes, Trichosporonales, Trichosporonaceae.
CCCCAUCCCCCGUCCCCCUUGCAACAGUUCCCCCUGUACGCUUCACGUUGCACUCCAUCGCAAGAGGCUUGACGCGCCUUCACCGGCCACCGUCGUCAUCUACCAUUCACCAACAACCCUACCAAUACCAUCCCUUGCACUGGCACAUCCAACCCUCUCCCUCGCCCUCCCUUCCUUCGGCGUCUCAUUCCGUCGCCGUCCGUCGCCGUCCCCAUUGCCGCACUCGCGUUAUCCGACCCGCUCGCCACAACCAUCCAACGUCGCCCCCUCCCAUUUCACGCCUCGACUCCAACUCCGGCUCCCUUGUCCGCCCCCCUGCACCUCGCCACCCAACUCCACCUCGAACCAAACAUAACUAGCGCACAGGGCCGACUCAGCAUGCUUGGCGGUCCUACAGAGGUCGAGGUCUACCAUGCACCUUACAAGGAAGGGCCUGGAAUGGAGGAGGCCAUCCUCUACCCCCUUCCCCCUCCUUCGGACGUUGUUCCACGCCGUUUAACCAACGCCGAGACAGCCCGCGUCGACCUUCUCUGUCGCCUGUUAUUCUUCCUGGCUACAGCUCCCACCAAGUGGUCGUCACUCCCGACGAGCCAUCUCCCCGAUCUGUCAAAGUUCCGUCUUCCCAAUGGCGAGGAUGUGGCUUGUGUUCUCUGGAACGGGCUGUACCACAUCACUGGCACGGACAUUGUCCGCGCCCUUCAAUUCCGCUUUGAAGCCUUUGGGCGCCCUGUCAAGCUCCCAAAGAAGUGGGAGGAGGGCGUCUUCUCUGACCUGCGCAACCUCAAACCCGGCGUCGAUGCCUGCCUCGAGGAGCCAAAGUCAGCCUUCCUCGACUUCCUCUUCCGCAAUGGGUGUAUCCGUACACAGAAAAAGCAAAAGGUCUUCUACUGGUUUUCUGUGCCUCACGACCGGCUCUUCCUGGACGCGCUUGAACGCGACCUGAAGCGUGAGAAGGCCGGCCAGGAGCCAACGACGGUCGUUGUCGGUGAACCGGCCCGCAGCUUCAAAUAUGACCCUCGUCGGGGUCUCUACGAGCAGUUCAUGGGCAGCAACAGGGGUAUGGAGGCGGCGAUUUUGGACCAGGUCUACCCGCUCCAGGCACGCAUCCCCGCUGGCAUGGUGCCCCAAAACGUUGGAGUGGAAGGCUCUAGACAGUCGAGCAUCGACCCCAACCUCGGAUACGAUGGCCGCAUGAUGGAGCACCCAAACGAUCAAGGUCUUUGGCCUGGUCGUGUGGGGCAGCUGGACUCGGCUGGCCAGCCCAUCCCGACGGACUUCGUCCCACCGCCCCCCGACCAGUACACAGCAGGACCUGGAGGAUUGCCGCAGUUCACGGUCACCAUGUUCGAGGGUAGCUCGUCGUAUAAGCGGAAGCGCGCCCGCUCAUCAAAGCGCUCCUCGCCCUCUAAAUCGGUGCAGCCUGAGGGCGAAGAUGAGAAGCGUGAAAUGAGUCUGGCACCUGGGGAGAAGGAGCCCGCCCGCAAGGUUGCGCGUGCCAACUCGUCCUCGUCAACGGCAGCCGACAGCACGGGUAAUGCCAGUGGCACGGCCGGCAGCAAGACGCCCGCGACGGGGGGCGCGACAGAUGAGAAGACGUUUGUGUGCGUAUUCGACUUCUGCCGUCGGCCCUUCAAGCGACUCGAGCACCUGAAGCGUCACAUCCGCACCCACACGCAGGAGCGCCCGUUCUCGUGCAAGCUUUGCAACCGGGCCUUCAGUCGACAGGAUAACCUCCUGCAGCACCUUCGUCUGCACCGCAAGGACGACCCGCCCCGUGCCAAUGACGUCGCCGAGGACCGCCUGAGCGCCCCACCAUAUGUGGGGCGUCGCUGGCCUACGCAGUCGCCCGCUCCAACCGAGGACAUGGUCGCUCACGUCCCCAUGGCCCCCAACGCUUACCCGGUGGCAAACUUCAACAACAUGUCGUACCGCUCGACCACGGUGCCGCCAGAUUGGCUUUCGAUGCCGCCUCCUCCUCCGACAUGGUCCAACGCCCCUGUCCCCGUGUCGGUUGGCCACUCAUUCUCGCCUGCGCCCCAGCCUAUGCGCUUCCGGUCCGCGACGCCCCAGAUGCAGGCGAGCAGCUACUCGUACGGCUCGAUGCCGCCACCACCUGCGCCCGCGAUGAUGGCCGCGCCUAUGCCGAUGGCGUACGCGCAGGCAGGAUAUGAGCAGGCGCCGGACCCAUCAUACGGCGCCGGAUUUGUGCAGGGAUGGCCGGAGCAGGUCAACGGCGUGCAGGACGAGGGCAACGACAGUUAUGAUAAGAGCUACGAGACUGUCGACGUGUCCGACCCGAACGGGUGGCAGGCGCCCCCGCAGUAGUGUACACACUUGUAUAUACCCUUGAGAAUGUACUGGUACUGGACG